Messenger RNA from Venustampulla echinocandica, 975 nucleotides. Its product is annotated as Nucleotide-diphospho-sugar transferase. Bases 1 to 975 code for a protein of 324 amino acids. Gene Ontology annotation, biological process: protein N-linked glycosylation. The transcript has a single exon. Gene Ontology annotation, molecular function: glycosyltransferase activity. The record is from RefSeq and is a predicted model, not a curated record. NCBI's taxonomy places the organism in Eukaryota, Fungi, Ascomycota, Leotiomycetes, Helotiales, Pleuroascaceae.
AUGCCACUGUUUCUGCAUGGGCCACUUCGGCCAGCGAAACUCGUUCUAAUAACCCUCGUUAUUACAAUCCUUCUUUCAAGUCCCUGGUUGCUCGCUCCUAAACAAUGGAUACAUACGAAAGGUCUUCGACUAGCGUUUGCCACCCUGCUUCUGGAAAGUAAUGUGAAUUCCACGGCCACCGAUUCCGAUGUGUACUUCAAUAGUGUUCGAAUCCUCAGUUACCAAUUGCAGCAUGAUAAGAGCACAUGCACUAGGCAUUCGAUUCCAUUUCUUGUCCUCACCACGCCAGGGGUUCUUCCAUGGAAACGUGAGCAACUAUCCAGAGAAGGCGCUAUAAUAGUACAAGUACAAAAAGUUGAUUCGAGUUGGGCUAGCCCGGGACACGAAAGGUGGCACGAUGUGAUGGCGAAAUUGAGAGUUUUUGAGUUGACGGAUUAUGAUCGCGUUGCAUUCAUGGAUGCAGAUACAUUUUUACUCAAGUCACUAGACGGGAUUUUCGAAGACCCAGCAGCACAGCCAAAAAAGACUCAACAUAAAUCGGAAGUCCGCCCUGAUGAAGAGCAGCUUCCUGAUCAAUACGUCUUUGCCACAUCGGCCGAGGUCACGCAUACGACGCAUGUAUAUCCACCAAUACCAAUGUCAUAUUUUAAUGCAGGACUUUUUGUUCUCGGCCCGUCAGCAGAACUGUUCAGAUACUAUACCUCAUUGUUCAAGGUGGCGGACCGAUUUGACACAACAUAUCCGGAGCAGAACUUGCUGAAUUAUGCGCACCGACAACAUGGCAACAUGCCAUGGAGCAGGAUCUUUUAUGGAUGGAACAUCCAACUUCCAAAUAUGAAUGACGUGAAACGGGGAGUAGCAAGUGUGCAUGCAAAGCUUUGGACAGCAGGAAAUGACCUCCAACCAGUUCCACAAGAGUUGCAAGAUCUAUGGCAAAAGAAGAAAACAGAAAUGGAGAGAUAUUAUAAAGCUUGA